This is a messenger RNA of Lasiodiplodia theobromae, 765 nucleotides long. RefSeq lists its product as uncharacterized. The record is from RefSeq and is a predicted model, not a curated record. Bases 1 to 765 code for a protein of 254 amino acids. The transcript has a single exon. Lineage: Eukaryota; Fungi; Ascomycota; Dothideomycetes; Botryosphaeriales; Botryosphaeriaceae.
AUGAAUUCUCCUCUGGAUGGCAGUGCUGACCAUGAAGUAUCGCAGAGUCUCACCACGUAUGUCCUCAAGUACCUGAACCGAGAAGCAUAUGCGGAAGAUGUCCAUAUACACACGAAUCCGGGACCUUGCCUUGAGGAGACGCUGAUCUACGCCGACACCUAUGAUACCGGCUGCUUCCAGAAUGAAAACGCUGGCCAGGCAGAGAUUCUCCACGUUCAUCUGCGUCCCAGGAAGCGCGCCCGCACUCCGACUCCGACCGUUGCUUCGGUCCCAACCUCAACAACUGCUCCAGCUGCCCCAACCAUGGCUUCAACAGUCGCUCCAGCCCUUGUCUCAAUCCCGGCUUCAUCCCCAAGCGGCGGCACACGCUUUUCGAUGGAUGAUCUCACUGACGAAGCGGCGAGAAGGAUCACGAAUUGGAAAGAUGGCAGACUUGUUGUUGGUCGUGUCAAGGCAACCGGAGCAGCUGUCUAUGCUUACCUUUGCUGUAAUGGGGCCGUCAAGUACUACGCGACGGAACGCAACCUGAACGGUGAACAAAUGGAUGCAAAAGGUGUGUUGGUGAUGUACAACAAGGUCGAACUCUUCCCAGAGACCAACCAGCUGGAAAUCCGCGAGAAACUCAUGUCAAAGAGGAAGGCAAUCGAGGAAAGGUGCAAAAGAGCAGUACGGGCUAAGGGCACUAGCUAUAAGACUAACCAUAGGCCUAAGCGACGGCUUAUGGCAUCGACAGCUCCUAUGGUAAGGCGGGAAGCAAGUGUCUAA